Molecule: messenger RNA, 2469 nt
Organism: Drosophila serrata
Lineage: Eukaryota; Metazoa; Arthropoda; Insecta; Diptera; Drosophilidae
Gene: wus
Product: TM2 and DnaJ domain-containing protein wurst
Cellular component (GO): membrane
Source: RefSeq, a predicted model, not a curated record
GAGCUGAUCAACAAUUGGUUUAAUCAUUUUUUUAACCCGGCCCGCAAAACAACAAUUCUCUCUCUCCAAACGAUCAAGUUUUUUUUUUAUUCAGCGCGAAGAAUAAGAGCAACAAUAACUAAUUGGAAUUGAACGCAUCAGUGCAUCAGUGGCCUUUUGUUGUUGCUGCAGAGUACAGCAAGUCUCAAGUUCUUGUUUUUGAUUUAACUGCGUGCGUAGAAUUUGUGAAAAGAGAAAGUUUUCCACCCGCCAUCUCUCCACACCUUUUGGACACCUCUCUUUCACUCGUGCGUCUCGUGGACGGAGCGCUUUACGGUCGUGGCCCAAAAACUGCGCCUGCGCAGCGACAAUUUCACAACCAAUUGAGGUCGGAUCAGCUUGCAAUACCUUCCUUGGAAUCCAACCAAAUAUGGGCACCAAGCAGACAGUGUCCCCCGUGGCCACCAAAAACUCUACGCAUGGAUCACCUUCCAAGCUAAAAGCUAGCUCCACUUCAUCAUCAUCAUCAUCCGCAAUGGGGAAUGGCAAGCACAGGGAGACGAAAACAAAGACGACGGAAGCGAAUGCCCUACCGCCACAGAAAUCGGUGGUGGUGGCCUAUAUAUGCUGGCUAUUUGGUGGUAUCUUUGGACUGCAUCAUUUGUACCUGCAUCGGGAUCGCCAUGCCUUCAUCUGGUGGUGUACUCUAGGAGGCUACAUGGGCAUCGGCUGGAUGGGUGAGCUGUUCCUAAUCCCCGAAUACGUGAGGGAUGCCAAUGAGGAUCCACAGUUUGUGAAGCAGUUCGUUGCCAAGCUGCAAGCAUAUCCAAAACCACCAUAUUCCUCGAAGAGAUUCGUGGGCCAGGUGAUGAUCGGUCAUCUGUUUGGACAAGUGUGCUCCAUGGCCAUACCAGAGACUCUGAUUGGUGGCUGGGACCUGAGCAUCUUGCACUGGGCGAUACCCAUCUUUGUGUCCCUGGGCGUCUGGCUGGUGGGCAACAUUGGACGGGAGCAGGGUGUCUGGUGGCACUGCCUCCUGGCUGCUUUUCUAGCCUAUCCGGCCAGGUAUCUGAUAUACGAUGAGACCUACUCCCUGCUACUUACUGGUCUGAUUUCGGCCCUGACCUUUGAUGGCAUCUCCAAGCAGUGGCGACGCACUCCACCCAGGCGCGGCAGUCCCGGCGAGCGAACCUUUAAGCUAACCACCGCUGUUAUCAUCUAUUGUGCCUUCUGGGGCAGCUUUUUGUACUUCAAUGGCACCAUUUCGGAUGAGGAUGGCGGCGAGGUGCCCAUCCACGAGGCUCUGCACAACUUCUUGGCCUCGGCCUGGUGGACGGAUCUGAAGCAAGCCCUGCAGGAUACCUACAAUUAUGCCCAGCAUCAUGGUUGGUAUGAGACUUGGAAGGAGGUGUUUGAAAGCAUGGACGUGGAUGGCGAACGGAAUUCGUAUAAGGUGCUGGGUGUUAGUGCCACUGCCUCCCAGGCGGAGAUCACCGCUGCCUAUAGGAAGCUCUCCAAGGAGUAUCAUCCAGAUAAGGUUAAGGAUGAGGCCUUGAGAGCCCAGGCACACCAGCGUUUCAUUGAGAUCCAGCAGGCUUACAGUGUGCUUAGCAAAAUUAAGUCGAAUCGCAGACGCAAGAAUAAGCAGUAUCAACAGGAGGAAGAGGCAAUUGUCCUUUGAGAAGGAAGAAGGAAAGGGAAUACACUUCCUUUUAGGAUGUAAUUAAAAUAUUAGUUGCAUUGUGACCCAGUUGAGAGGGAGGAAAACUUCUCUAAACUGAUUUGUAAUGCUUAAUUAAAAAACACACUGAAUCUAGUUAAUGUACUAAAAAAAUAAGAAAAGAAAGGAUAUCUUCAAGUCUCUUAAAUAGAAACUCUAUCUACACAAAUCUCUAAUUAUUUUUUAUAAAAAACCCAUAGUUAAUUGAAAAACGAAACCCCUUUUACAGGGUAUCCCUUAGUGCCUUAAAAAUCAACCCUGUCUACAAAAAACUCUAAAUUGUUGUUCUAAAAACCACACCGACUUUUAUAAAUUUACUUAAAGUUCCAAAGUCGCUUAAAUAUCAAUUCUAUUUAAAAAAUUCUCGAAAUUUUUAUUAAAAACCACACACCGACUGUAUUUAAUUUACUAAAAGAGAAAAAACUGUUUUAAAAAGUAUCUACAAGAAUCUCUUAAAUGUUAUACAUCCCACUCCACCUCUAGUUAAUUAACUAAAUAAGUAAACCCUUUUACAGGGUAUCUCUUAUUCGCUUAAAUAUCCAUUUCACUUACACCUUUUCCCUUCGUUUUUUUGCUCAAGAAAAUAAUUGCAUAUUGGCUACGCUUACGUGUUGCCUUUAAAUAAUUCGAAAAUUGAAAUAAUUGAUGCGUGACAGACAGCAUUUCCAUUUUAUAUUUAUAUUCAUUUAUUUAUUUUAUUUUAUAUAUUUAUUUUACAUAAUAUAAUGAACUACUUAACAGACUAAGCUUAAAAAAAAAGUGUUUUUUUC